GGUGCUGUGUUUCAAAUAAGUACUCGCAAUGACAAUGGAACUUGAUGUAAAGAUCGGGAAAAUUAAUAUGUCGUUCAGAUGAAUAAAUCAAGUAUUUUCAAUUAUCAACGAAUGCUUUUUUUUGUCCAUGUGCACUAAUAGAAAAGAAUUACAAUGCGAGAGCGAUUCUCAUUGAAACACAGCGGUUUUACUUGAAUAGUCAGUACAUUGUCGGGACCAUCAAACAACAUCUCCAUAAGGGAGGUGAAAACAUUGAAUUUUGAUUAGCGCUUGAUAAUGUUUUGAAAUUAAACGGGAAAAACGUACAUGUAUGUAUGGCAGUUUUUGCUUCAUUGUUUCUAGACCAGACUAAACCAAAUAUUAUUCACGUAUUUAUAAAAUGCCAACUAUCUCACUUCACUGUCGUGUUCAUUAUUACACCCCCAUAUAUGUGCUGCUCGUUAAAGUUUCCAGCAUGAGUUCACCUCGCUCUAUAUAUUCCUGCCAAUACAGCUAUGUUUUUCAAAGGUAGGUAAUCCAUCAAUUUCUGAUGGUAAACAAAGAUCGGAAUGGGUGUGAGUGAAAAGCUAUUAAAUUUAGAAGAGAUUUAAAGAAUUCGAAUACCCGCAGUGUUUCGACCUUUGAAAUUGUUCACGUAUUAAAACGUUACAGACAGUUCUCUUUGCUUUUGGUUUCCCCAGAUCUGGUUUUUGGUCACCGAAAGGAUUUUACAGUGGAAAAAUUGCAAGCCUAUCUAUAAGGUAGUUCUAUGUAAAGAAUCUUGUUUUUAGGUGCUGGAUGACUUUUUGCACAUAAGAUUGCAAGCGCCUUAAGAGCAGACGGAAUUCCCCUGCAUGAAAUGAUUCUCAGCCGUGUGGUAGUCAGGAAGUUGAAAUGGACACAAACUUCCUCAUUGUUGUGGCAAUUUACGCUCCACCAUUUAUUAGAGGACAUUGCUGUCCUGUUGAUAAUUUUAACCCCCAUCCGUAGUAACAUGUUAAAGACCGUCACAUUAUAAAUGCAAUCCUCCUUUGAACACUGGGCUCAUUGAAACUUCAAUUAUUUUCAUCAUAGCGACGAUCCACGCGAGAUGAUCGAACACAAUGCAAAGUUGUAACUUGUUUAUGAGAUAUGCGUUGUGUACGAUGAGCUAUUCAUACUAUUUUGUUAUCUCUGCCCAUUUAGGCAGUUGAUUAACGUGCUGAUAGAAGUCCGUUGGAUAUUUGAACCGUUUGAAAAUUCCGAAACGUACGCAGAUUCAAAGGUCGUCUGCUCAUUCUGCUGUGAAGUAUAAAUUUGUUCUGAUGAAAACUGUGAAAAACUGUUGUGGCUAAGAAUUCGUAAAACAUGAAAUGAAAAGCUCUAUCUUGAAGCCAUUGAUGUGAAAUCAACAACGAACUCCGAAGGGCUAGAAACAAUGAAUGUUUUACGCAUGUGGCUGCACGUCCAGUCGGUCCUGCUCGGGAUCAUAUUACUUGCCUCACUUUUUCUCAACGUUUUACUUAUGAAAGUUCUCUGGAUGAAGAUGAAGUCAAAACGAUGCAAAGGAGACGCGACGAGCAACAAUAUCGAAAGAAUCUACACGUAUUUACUGUACCAUCUCGCGUUCUCCGACAUUCUUAGUGUGUUGUUAAAUAUACCUUUCGACAUCUUUUUCCACACUGAAGUUGUUGUGAUCUACGUGUCUCAUAUUGGCUGUCAGAUCUUGCCUCCUUUUCAACUGGCGUCCACUACUGCCCAAGCUGGGACCUAUGUCGCUUUGAGUUACCAUCGUUUUCGAGCGAUAGUGCAUCCAUUCAGUGCAACGGUGACUGGCUACAAAUCGUUUAUUAUGAUCACGUUAAUAUGGUUCUUCAGUGUUGGUCUUUCCAUACCUUAUGCUAUGGUAAACAGAUUCAAUGCAACUUCUUCUAAAUGCUAUGAAAAUUGGGGUAGAAAAUCGAAGACAUUGUAUACCUUUUCCAUAUUCAUUGUUCAAUAUGGUUUUCCAGUGUCUUUAAUGGCUCUCUUUUAUAUCGCAAUUGCACGAACGUUGCAGAAUCAUCGCACUGCAAAAGAAAAAGUGCGUGUUCCUAGUCGAGAUGACGAACGCUGUCACAGACGCAUUGUCAAGAUGUUGGUGACUAUAGUAACCGUUUACAGUGUGUGCAUGCUUCCUCACCAUGUGUAUUGGAUUUUCACCAGUAUUCAUCCGAAUGUUGAUCAAUCUGCGUCCAAGAUAGUAUCGAGUGUAUCAUAUCUCUUUACGUAUUCAAACACUGUCGCCAAUCCUAUCGUGUUCUUUAUUUACAACACGGAGAGUCAUUAUUAUUUGAAAAGAAUGUCAAGAAAGUUCUGUUGCGGUCGGACUAUGAAUAUCACGUUUGAACUGGAAAAAUGGUCAAUCUCAUGGUCUGGGGCAACAAAAAGUGAUUCGCCUCGUUCAUUUGAUACGAAGACAACGAACGAUGAACAGAAACUUAAGCAGUUAUUUCCUCCUAAACCCAGCGAUUCCGACGUCGGUGUUUCACUGCCUUGGGAAGCCCAAAUUCUCAAUUCGCCUGAGCUACUCAGCUACAGAGAAUAUUCUUCUUCGACUCAUUUCAAACAUUCCCAGUCCAUGGAAGAGCCCAUGUAUGCAAGUGACCUCUCAAAUCCAUUGCUGCUCCAAGAUAUCCCAAGUGAUGUAGUACAAGCAGGGUGUAGGUCAGACAAUGAUGAGAGUGAAAGUAAGGGUAGCAAUGCGAAUGACUACCGCACCAAUACAAGCGAAAGUGAUGAAGUAUUUUUUGACCAAACAGUAGAAGUUGAUCAUUGUUUCGAUCGAAUAGACGUUUUGGGUCAUCCUGAUGAACACCAUAUGACUCCAGAAGAACCGUCCAAUGAGAUCAGGUGGAACGAGGCAACGGACGGAUCAGAGUAUAACGAAAACGAGGUGUCUUUUGUCAGUGCCGUGAUUGAUGAAAUGAUGCGAGAUGUUCGAGAGGAACUCAAUAGAGAAGUUGUUAAUUACAAUUUUCUAAACUUCGAAGACAUUCUGAAUUUGAGUGAGAUAUCACGUGAAUACGUACAGUCCGGUAGAAAUCUUGAUAGGCAAAGAGAGGAUGUUAGGGACAUUAGACAGUAUCAAGAGAGUGAAGAGGAUGAGGAGGUCAUACAGGAAUACCUUGAAGACCUGCCUGAAACGCGAAUGUAGAUUUAUUUUUCAAAGUAUUCAGCCUUGUAAAUAAAUGUUGCGCUUCAACAUAAAAUAACUGCGCAAACAAAGACGAAUUUGGUAUCUGACAAAUCAGAGUAGCUGCUUAGAUUUUCGGUCUGCGCAAAUCAGAUUGCGGAAGUUCAUCAUUUGCAGAAAAGCAAAGGAAAAGGAGGAUGUUACGUUUCAAAGAGACUAUGUAAAAAAUGCAUGGUUUGACACUGGUAACAAUGUUUUAUCAGCGCUAUAUUUGAGAGGGAUAGAUUUUUAGCUGAGAGGCAUGUUCUAACCUUAUUACAUAGAGUCUAUGUCAUAGACAAACAAUUUAUUGAGUAAAAUUCAGAGUCCCACCUGAA
Messenger RNA from Xenia sp. Carnegie-2017, 3510 nucleotides. RefSeq names its product neuromedin-K receptor-like. Gene Ontology annotation, biological process: neuropeptide signaling pathway. Bases 1397 to 3154 code for a protein of 585 amino acids. Gene Ontology annotation, cellular component: membrane. The transcript is spliced from 4 exons. Gene Ontology annotation, molecular function: neuropeptide receptor activity. The record is from RefSeq and is a predicted model, not a curated record. NCBI's taxonomy places the organism in Eukaryota, Metazoa, Cnidaria, Anthozoa, Malacalcyonacea, Xeniidae.